CAUUCUGCAUUGUUGCCACCAAGUGGAAAAUGGCUGGGUUAUAACAACAUAGAGCUGUCAUUGUCUCGAAUAUUGAACAGUUGAAACAAAAAAACUUUCGUAUUUAUUGAAAAUGUCUCAUGUUCAGUAUGUAGAUGAACUCGUUAAGGAAUACUUGUUAUUCAGAGGGUUUAGUCAGACGUUAAAAGCCUUCGAUAACGAUCUCAAAGCUGAAAAGGAGAAGGGAUUUAGAGUUGACAAAAUAGUUGAUCAGCUGACACAGUACAUAUACAACUACGAUCUAAAUGCACUGAGAGAAUUAUGGGGCCAUUUGGAUUUGAGAAUGUUUUCUCGUCUUGAGAAUCAUUUCACACCUGGUAUAAGAAAGCUGGAAAAUGCUGUAUUGAAAAUGUACCUGGUUAACGCGGCGGUUAACAACAAACAAGAUCGUAUCCAAGAGUUCUUUAUUAAAAUGGCACCGGAGCUCCAGGGUCAUAGCGAAUGGAAGGAAUGGUUCGCACUGCCAUUUAUUAAAAAUCCCGAAGAUAAUCCUGUUUACUCGGUUCACUUCAGCAGGCAGUGGCAAGACACCAUGCUCGUUUCGUUGCACAAUUUUUUAGCUACAAUAUUCCAAUGUAUGCCACAGCCGACGUUGCUAGCUAUAGAUGAAGAUUCGGUAAGACUUAAGCGUCUCCAGGAGGAAAAUGACACUCUGAAACAGAAACUUGCUGAUGCGGUUAAACCAGAGACAAUAUCAGAUGUUAAUGCAGGACCUGUACCUCAGCAUCCACCAAUCAUGGAUGAUUUUUAUAUCAUAGCUCAAGAAUCACCUUUAACAGAGAAUCCGAAGACGCUGAAAAACUUGAUAAGAAAUAUAGGUGGCAGCUCUAGUCCCGUACUUGGUAGAAAACCUAUAGUGAGCGUUAAAAAACAGAUGGAAACUGAACAGAUCACCAAGAGACUAAACACAAAAUGUAGAAUAAAUUCGCUAAGCAAGUCAGAAGCUGUUGCCAAGAGAAGUAUCAGCUGUGAUUCAAGAUUGAACAGUUCUAGGAAGAGAGAUUCUUCCAUAGACGCGGCAUUUGAGAGAAAAAAUAAAGAGAAAAUCGACGCCAGCUACAUUCUUCUUAGUCAAGAAGAAUACACUGAACACAAAACGUCAAUUAUUCAAUGUAAGAGCAACGCAAGUGGUUCUUACGUCGCGACUGGUGACGCAGAUGGAGUAAUUAAAAUAUGGACACCGAUUCCGUCCCCAAAAACAGUCGCCACUUUCACAUCAACAACGGCAAAUUCCAACAAUGCCAUAACUGCUCUAGAUUGGAUAUCAAAGAACGAAAGAUACUUUUUGCACGGAGACAAUAACGGAAUAAUUCAAUUGCACGACACAAGGGAUAGUAAAAGAUUAUGGGAAAUCCAUCACGAAGGUUCCCGAAUUGUAACGUUGAUAUGUAAUCCAGCCGAAUCUACUUUUGUCUGUUCGGUGCAAGGUUCGGUGUCAGAUUCCAGUGAAGGGAAACUACUGCUCUACGAUAUAAAAACAAGGAAACUAGAAAGAACUCUACCAUUAGACCAAAACUUGACUGCCCUCUGUUCCACGUUCAAUCACAAUGGACAGCUAUUGAUAACUGGUCUAUCUAACGGUAAUAUCGUUAUGCACGACUUGAGGAGGAACGAAAUAAUAGAUAAUUUUAACUGCCAUUCAAGUCCAGUGAUUGACAUCGAGCUGAUAAACGACUUCACAAAUAUUUGCGCCCAAAGCGAAGACGGUAGAUUAUGUCAAAGAAAUUUAAAUCAGACAAACAAAAAUACGUGGGAGAUGAAAAUUAAGGUGGAAAAAAAUUCAGUACAUGGAAAGCUAUUCGCUUUUGACCAAAAUGGGAGUCACAUGCUGAUUUGCACACAAUCGGGCGGUAACAUUUACAAGAUGCCACCUGGUACGCAAAAAGUAUUGGAACUUGGGGGCCAUAAUGGCACGUUAUGCUGCGACUGGUCGACGGCAAAUCAAUCUGGAACCUGUAUCACAGGGGGAGCUGAAGGGAAAGCCAGAGUAUCGACUCUACUUUCACCAUGAUAUAAAAAAAAGGGUUGAACAGAUGUUGGUAGUCAUUGUUAAAAACCUUGGACAUGAAAUCUUAGUUCAAACACGUGAUUGGACAACCACAAAAGAAGCUAUUAUGGAUUUCGAUUGGACGACCAUUUUCAAAUAGACAAGUUUUUUAAAGAGAAAAUAGUUCUCAGGUGUUAUUUCUUAGGCAAUAAUAAAUUGUUACUGAAACAGUAUUGAAACAAUUUAAAAGAAAUACUUUAAAAACCUCGACAAGCCGUAAUUUAUAAAAUUAGGGUAGUUUGUAAGCGGUUGAAUGUUUUAAAAUGUUAUUGAUAUGUUUAAUAAUAAUGAUAAUUCGUCCAAAAAUAAUUGACAAAAUUGUAUAGUUCUAAUAUAAUAGAUUUGUGGUCAAUAAUCAGAGGAGGAGGAUACACAAAUGCACGUUGAAUAUACCUAUAUUGUAAAUCAUGACAUAUACUGUGAUGUUGAUAAUGAUCUUUGCAUAAUUGUAGAUAAAUUUUAUUACACGACUGAAAAAUAAAAAGAAAAAGAAUAUUGUAAGCAUGUAAAUCGUGAAUUUUGUAAAAUACGUAACAAGAAACUUCCAAAAGUAUUCAUUACUUUUCUUUGUAUUUUUAUUCCAAAUCUAGCGUUUUUCCUCAAAUUAUAAUGUAGUACGUACGAUGCUCUGUAAUUUUAGAAAUAUACACUUGAUAUCAUGAUUAUUGAGUUUAAUGAGUAAUAUAGAACAAAAUCGCAGUCAUAUAUUGAAAUAUAAAACGGCCGUGGCUCGAUAACUAUAAAUAAACUGAAGCUAUUAUCAACAUCAA
Molecule: messenger RNA, 2856 nt
Organism: Neodiprion fabricii
Lineage: Eukaryota; Metazoa; Arthropoda; Insecta; Hymenoptera; Diprionidae
Product: WD repeat-containing protein 91
Exons: 9
Coding region: 113-2050 (645 amino acids)
Biological process (GO): early endosome to late endosome transport
Cellular component (GO): early endosome membrane; extrinsic component of endosome membrane; late endosome membrane
Molecular function (GO): phosphatidylinositol 3-kinase regulator activity; protein binding
Source: RefSeq, a predicted model, not a curated record